AUGGCCCCCAACAGUGGGCGGCGGAUCCCGUUCUUUCCAAAGGCGGAUGCAGCUAUUCUGACAUCGAAGCAUGCACCCCCGCCAACUCGUCCACAGACCGUGGGACCCGUCUUCGAUCGGGAAAAUGUAAACCGGCCGAUCGACCCAUGGUCAUCAGACGUCGAUGCAGAAUGUUAUCCCCAGACAGAGAAUUAUGCGCCCGCGACAGUCCCCGAAAGGCCGCCUUGCUUUUCCGAUCGAUACCUACGUGCCUCCCUUGCCGAGAAUGAAAGACUCCGAUUGUCCAUGCUAUGGUACUAUACACGCGAUGUUCUCAAAGAGAAUGAGUUUCUCUCGGGCCUCCAGGAGAAAGCGUAUCUUGCCCAGGAAUCCACUGGAUGGGAGUUUUCAGUGAUCGGCAUUCAGGAUGUCGAUUUCUAUAUCCGAUUGGCCACAGUGGGGCUUGAGCUAGGCAUUCUCCCGCGUGGGGAAACUAUCUGUGCCCACACAGUUACCCAACCUCCUGGUAGUGUCUUCCACUUGCCGAACAUGAUGGAGGACUGGAGGUUCCAAGAAUCACCAUAUGUAGAACUUGGGGGCCUUCACGCAUACGCUGGCGCGCCACUUCGGUUGCAGACCGAGAAUGGAGAUUCCGUGGGUCUUGGAUCACUCUGCGUGGCCUCGAGUAAGAUCGAAGAGCCAUUGAAUAAAUCACAACACCAGGCUCUGGUUCGUCUAGCCGACUGGGUCGUCUCUGAUCUCGUUCAAUGUGCAAGAGCAAGACGCCAGCGGGAUCGACGGCGAAUGUCCGAACUCCUCUCUAUGGUUCAGAGAGAAACAGAUGAUACGGUAUCCGAGGAGCCUGUCCUUGGCAUCUUGCGUACUAUAUACCCUGAUGCAAUAAUCAGCAAACAGCCAUCCAAUGCAACCCAUGUCAAGAUUGAAGGACGCGAUCCGAUACUAAUGUCUGAAUUUGAAGAUGGAAUAUGGGAAGACAACAACUACUUUGACGAUUUGAUUGCAAAUUCAAACCAUCUUGCACUUCCGUCCGAUAAGGUAGUACGCAUCAUCACCGCUCAAUGUGAAUGUACAACAGGGUCAUCGUUACUCAUCGUGGCAUCCAAAGACAUAAAACUGGUAUUUGACGAUAUCGAUUCGUGGUUUGUUCAAAGCUGCGCCGAUACGCUCUCGCAGAUGUGGCGGAAAAGCCUUCUGAUAGAAGCAAUGAAAGCGAAAGAGAAGUUUCUCCAAGGAGUUUCUCAUCAGCUCCGCACGCCGAUUCAUGGCAUCCUUGGUUCCGUUGAACUCCUAGCCGAGGAACUACAGUCGCGGAAUUUGAGCGACUCCGCAACCCAAGUAUCAGCACCGAUGAAGGGAACAUCGGAGAUCGCUCCACGUGAUCCUUCCAUGUAUCUCAAUAUAAUCAAGAUGGCGGGUCGAGAUUUGACUUCAAUCGUCAACAACAUGAUAACUCUGAACCGAUGGACUGACAUUGCCAUGACAGACCGGCAGUAUGCCCUGCAUACUGUCGAGGAACUCGAGGCAGAAAUUGAAAGUGAGAUACUUAAGCUAACAUCCGGAGACGCCCGCUAUAAGACCUCUAUAUCUUUUACUCGCCACUUGCCCCCAAGGUUUGAGAGUUUCCGAAGUGAUCUUGGUGUGCUCCGAGACAGUCUUGUUCCGUUGAUCAUCAACUCAAUCCAAAAUACAUCAGAAGGCAUUGUAUCGAUAGCCAUCUCGAUAGACUUAGACUGCAAGCAACUUACUGUCGAUGUCAAAGACACUGGUCGAGGUAUCCCUGUCGAUCAACAACAGCGCAUAUUUGAUUCCUACGAAAAGGUCAGCUUGCACUCAGCAGGUGCUGGAUUGGGCCUCACGUUAUCAUCUAAGUUUGCAACACUACUCCAUGGGUCCAUCGAUCUAGUUUCAUCUCAUGUUGGCCGUGGCUCCCAUUUCAGAGCCACAUUCCGGGAACUUGAGUUCAUCUCCUCAAACCCACCGCAGUCACUGGCUUCAAAAUUCAUUAAUCUACCUUCCAAAUUCUUCAACCUGGAGACCACCUCCGACUGCGCAUUUUUGCGUGAUGAUUUUACCAAUUCUCUUACAUGCAAUGGCUUUAUUCGCUCAGACAGUAUUGAAGAUUGCAUAGUCAUUCUUGAUGCUGUGCCCGAUCUAGAACUGCACCGCCUGCAUUUGUCUCAAAUCCCAUUCGGACAAGUUGCCAUCUGUCUUGUCCCUGACUCGGAAGCAGGGAUUCAUCUUGAACGCACUGCGAAUAAUGUCGUUUAUGCUUAUGGACCCUUUUCGACCUCAAUCAUGUGCUCUUCGCUUGAAAAAGCACAAGAUAUCCUUGCCGGAGCAGAACUAUCCCAGCCGUGCCUGCAACCCAGUAACUCUUAUAUUUCUCCUUCGGAGCUAUACCGCGACCCAAGUACAGACGAAGAUGCUACAUCUCGUUCAUCAACAUCCAACUCAAUACAUUCCAGCUCAGACGCCAAUAUACCAGCAACACUUUUGCCAGAUCUAGCAGCUUUUGGGGACUUGAGAAUAUCAACACCGACAUUCCCUACUUCCAUAACUUCGCCUAGGCCCAUUACUCUAAUUGUGGACGAUAAUGCCAUCAACCUCCGCAUUAUAGAAAUGUACUGCAAGAAACGAGGAUUACCCUUUUAUUCCGCCAUGAAUGGCCAGCAAGCCGUUGAGAUGUUUUCCCAGCGUCAAACACUGUGUGCUGGUGGCGAUGAGUCUGCGUUUCAACUGAUAUUUAUGGACUUGCAAAUGCCAGUCUGCGAUGGAAUUGAAGCGACUAAGCAAAUACGAAUUUUGGAGGAAGGAAACCAAUGGAGGAAGAGCACUCUAUUCAUGAUGACUGGCCAAGAUAGUCCAUCCGAUAGGAUUGCUGCGGAAGAUGCUGGCACCAACGAAUACCUGGUGAAGCCUGUUGUUAUUAAGGAGCUGGACCGUGUUGUGAAACAAUAUUUUCCGGCGUUUGAAGUUAUUUAG
Messenger RNA from Penicillium verhagenii, 2982 nucleotides. Its product is annotated as hybrid sensor histidine kinase/response regulator. Bases 1 to 2982 code for a protein of 993 amino acids. Lineage: Eukaryota; Fungi; Ascomycota; Eurotiomycetes; Eurotiales; Aspergillaceae. The record is from RefSeq and is a predicted model, not a curated record. The transcript is spliced from 2 exons. Gene Ontology annotation, biological process: protein autophosphorylation; phosphorelay signal transduction system. Gene Ontology annotation, molecular function: phosphorelay sensor kinase activity; histidine phosphotransfer kinase activity.